CAGAGCACAGGAAAUAAGAAAAACAGAGUGAGCUUAAGCAUUUCCUUUUUCAGGGAAGGAAAGAUGGUCUCUGCCAGAGCUGCAGCCGCCAUGGCGAUCUUCGUCCUGGUUGCUCUCUCCACCUCCCACAUGGCGUUCUCCCUCCGCCCCGGCGCCGGCCUCGGCGUGUGCCGCGCCAGCGGCUACCUCCCCGGCCGGUCCGGCAACUGCGAGAAGAGCAACGACCCGGACUGCUGCGAGGACGGCAAGAAGUACCCGCAGUACCGCUGCUCGCCACCGGUGACGGCGAGCACCAAGGCCGUGCUGACGCUCAACAGCUUCGAGAAGGGCAAGGACGGCGGCGGCCCGUCGGAGUGCGACAACGCGUACCACAGCGACGAGGAGAAGGUGGUGGCGCUCUCCACGGGGUGGUUCAGCAACAUGGCGCGCUGCGGGCACCGCAUCAAGAUCUCCGCCAACGGCAACUCCGUGUACGCCAAGGUGGUGGACGAGUGCGACUCCGUCCACGGCUGCGACGACGAGCACAACUUCGAGCCGCCCUGCGACAACAACAUCGUCGACGCAUCGCCGGCGGUCUGGGACGCCCUGGGGCUCGACCAGAGCCUCGGCAUGGUGGACAUCACAUGGUCCGAGGAGUGAGUAGUUGAUGAUUGUCUGUUCUCUGUAUAGUGAUGGUGCAUGCUGUGUAUUGAACUAUUGAUAGAGAUAUUGGUAGUCGCGGGCUCAUUUCCCUGUCCUGUAUGCCGUGAUAUUCUGCAUAUAUGGAAUAAAAGGUA
This is a messenger RNA of Setaria italica (foxtail millet), 776 nucleotides long. RefSeq names its product putative ripening-related protein 5. NCBI's taxonomy places the organism in Eukaryota, Viridiplantae, Streptophyta, Magnoliopsida, Poales, Poaceae. The record is from RefSeq and is a predicted model, not a curated record. Bases 64 to 639 code for a protein of 191 amino acids. The transcript has a single exon.